AUGGUGUAUGAUAACAUGGGCGAGUACUUGAAAGCACUUUCAUACUACGAAAGAUCACUUGAAAUCCGAAAAAUAGCUCUCCCUCCGAAUCAUCCCGAUUUUGCUACUUCCUAUAAUAACAUCGCUUCAGUGUAUUCUCACAUGGGCGACUACUCGAGAGCACUUUCAUACUACGAAAGAUCACUUGAAAUCCGAAAAAUAGCCCUCCCUCCGAAUCAUCCCAACUUGGCUACUUCCUACAACAACAUCGCUAUGGUGUAUGAUGACAUGGGCGAGUACUCGAAAGCACUUUCAUACUACGAAAGAUCACUUGAAAUCCGAAAAAUGGCCCUUCCUCCGAAUCAUCCCGAUUUGGCUAGUUCCUAUAACAACAUCGCUAUGGUGUAUGAUAGCAUGGGUGAGUACUCGAAAGCACUUUCAUCGUACGAAAGAUCACUUGAAAUUCGAAAAAUGGCUCUUCCUCCGUAUCAUCCCGACUUGGCCAGUUCCUACAACAACAUCGCUAUGGUGUAUUCUCACAUGGGUGAAUAUUCGAAAGCACUUUCAUCGUACGAAAGAUCACUUGAAAUCCAAAAAAAAGCUCUCCCUCCGAAUCAUCCUCACUUGGCUGGUUCUUAUAACAACAUCGGUAUGGUGUAUGAUAAUAUGGCCGACUACUCAAAAGCACUUGAAUUUUACGAAAAAUCACAUAAAAUCGACGAAAAAGCUCUGCCUCCGAAUCAUCCCGAUUUGGCUACUUCCUAUAACAACAUCGGUGGAGUGUAUAAUAACAUGGGUGACUACUCGAAAGCACAUUCAUCGUACGAAAGAUCGCUUGAAAUUCAAAAAAUAGCUCUUCCUCCGAAUCAUCCUGACUUGGCUGCCUCCUACAGCAACAUCGGUAACAUGUAUAAAAACAUCAGCGAAUGCUCGAAGGCACUAUCGUCACACGAACGAGCACUUGAAAUUCAAAAAAUAGCUCUCCCUCCGAAUCAUCCCGACUUGGCUUAUUCCUACAACAACAUCGGCAAUGUCUAUUACCACAUGGCCGAAUACUCGAAAGCACUUACAUUUCAUGAAAGAUCACUUGUAAUCAGAAGAAUUGCUCUGCCUCCGAAUCACCCCGACAUCGCUCAAUCUUACAACAACAUCGGUACGGUGUACUCUACUACGCGCGAGUACUCGGAAGCACUUUCAUCGUACGAACGAGCACUUGAAAUCCAAAAAAUAGCUCUUCCUCCAAACCAUCCCGGCUUGGCUACUCUCUACAACAACAUCGGUAAUGUGUAUCAAAAUAUAGGCGACUAUUCAAAAGCACUUUCAACGUACGAACGAACACUAGAAAUCCAGAAAAAAGCUCUUCCUCCGACCCAUCCUGAUAUAGCUACUUCCUACCUGAAUAUGGGUUUGGUGUAUUCUAACAUGGGCGAAUAUUCGAAAGCGCUUUCAUUACACGACCGAGCACUUGAAAUUCGGAAAAUAGCUCUUACUCCGAAUCAUUUGGACUUAGCUUCUUCCUACGACAACAUUGCUUCGACGUAUUCUGCCAUGGGCGAGUAUCCGGAAGCACUUUCAUCGUACGAACGAUCACUUGAAAUCAGAAAAAUAACUCUCACUUCAAACCAUCCCAGCAUAGCUAGUUCCUACAGCAACAUCGGUUCGGUGUAUGAUCAUAUGGGCGAGCACAUGAAAGCGCUGUCAUCGCACCAACAAGCACUUGAAAUUCAGAAAAUAGCUCCCCAUCCUAAUCAUCCCGACUUGGCUUCUUCUUAUGCCAACAUCGGUUUGGUAUAUUCUCACAUGGACGAGCACUCAAUAGCAGAUUCAUUUUAUCAACGAUCACUUGAAAUCAGAAAAAAGGCUCUCCCUACAAAUCAGUCGGACUUAGCUUCUUCCUACGACGGCAUUGGUUCAAUGUAUUCUGCCAUGCGCAAGUACCCGGAAGCACUUUCAUCGUACGAACAAUCACUUGAAAUAAGGAAAAUUACGCUCGCUUCGAACCAUCCCAGCAUAGCUCAUUCCUACAGCAACAUCGGUUCGAUGUAUGAUCAUAUGGGCGAGCACAUGAAAGCGCUGUCAUCGUACCAACGAGCACUUGAAAUUCAAAAAACAGCUCUCCAUCCUAAUCAACCCGACUUGGCUUCUUCCUAUGCUAACAUCGGUUUGGUGUAUUCUCACAUGGGCGAGUACUCAAUAGCAGUUUCAUUUUACGAACGAUCACUAGAAAUCCGGAGAAUAGCUCUCUCUCCGACUCAUCCCUCAUUGGCUGCUUUGUACGACAACAUCGGUUCGGUGUAUUCUAACAUGGGCGAGUACUCCAAAGCACUUUUAUUUCUGCAAAAAGCGCUUGAGAUACGACAAAAAUCACUGCCUCCAAAUCAUCCACAUAUUACAAAGUUGAAAACUAAAAUUGAAGAUGUAGAAAAGAAAAUGUAA
Molecule: messenger RNA, 2415 nt
Organism: Rotaria sordida
Lineage: Eukaryota; Metazoa; Rotifera; Eurotatoria; Philodinida; Philodinidae
Source: the annotation of a GenBank genome assembly